Messenger RNA from Mollisia scopiformis, 1887 nucleotides. Its product is annotated as Pkinase-domain-containing protein. The transcript has 4 exons. The annotation marks the transcript as partial. Lineage: Eukaryota; Fungi; Ascomycota; Leotiomycetes; Helotiales; Mollisiaceae. Gene Ontology annotation, biological process: meiotic recombination checkpoint signaling; protein phosphorylation. Gene Ontology annotation, cellular component: cytoplasm; nucleus. The record is from RefSeq and is a predicted model, not a curated record. Gene Ontology annotation, molecular function: ATP binding; protein binding; protein serine/threonine kinase activity.
GUUUCCAAGCGUCAUUUUCGCAUCUACUCAGUUAUUUACGAGAAGGAGAGUUUGCACGAGUUUCAGCCAUUGAUUUAUUGCGAAGACCUCGAAUCUACCAAUGGUACAUACGUCGAUGAUGUUUGCAUUGGGAAGAUUGGAGGGCAGCGAGUAGGCCAUUUGCUCACUAACGGUGAGAUUAUCGAGAUUAAACAUUCUACCGACAAUCAAUUGAGUUGGAGAUUCCGAUUUCAACAACCAGACAACACUACAGUGUCUCAAGAGCUAGCCGACAACCAAGAUCUCCAUCAUUUCGACCAUAGGUAUUCUGUGUCAAACCGUAUCCUUGGCAAGGGACAAUACGGCGCAGUGUAUAUGGCAACAGAGGUUGAGACAUCCAGGCAACUAGCUUGCAAAAUUGUCGAUAUCCAACAGGCUCUUGACGGCCUAGAAGAACAUUCCUCUCUAGCUGUCGGCAAGGCGUGGCAUGAUAGGGUAGAGCGUGCAGGAGAGGGCCUCAGCAAGGUCAUGCGCGAAAUCAAAAUUCUCUCUAAACUCUCUCAUCCGAACAUUAUCGAUCUCAAGAAGACCUUCUGCUCCAACACCCACUACUACAUUUUUACCGAGCUUGCACCUGCUGGUGAUCUGUUCUCUUACAUCGCAUCACACGACGAUGGCAUGCUUGAUGAUUUGCAAAGUCGCGUCAUCUCUCUACAAAUUGUGUUGGCUCUGCAAUACAUGCACGAACAAGGAGUUGUUCACAGAGAUAUCAAGCCGGAGAAUGUUCUGAUCACGAAUUUGGACUUUGGUGCUCGAGUAGUCUUGACAGACUUUGGAUUUGCGAACUACGCACAUCGAGUAUCCGGGAGAUUAAUGUCAAGGGUCGGUACAUCUGGCUACAUUGCCCCAGAAAUCGAAGCUGUCGAGGCGGCAAACGCUGGGUACACAGCUACUGCUGAUUUAUGGUCACUUGGUAUAUCGACAAUGAUGAUGUUGACCGGCUGCAAUGUUAUUCCACGCGAAGAACUUACCCAAGAGAGCCAGCAGGAGAUCGCAGAUCGCGUCUUGGGGCUACAUACAGAGAAUCAAAAAGAGCGAUGGCCGGGUCUAUCGCACAGAGCGUCAGACUUCCUUCGUAAUCUUCUGACGCGCGAUCCCGAGAAACGAAUGACGGCCGACCAAGCUCGGAAGCACCCGUGGUUCACUGAACCUGCCGAAGAAGCAAAAGCACUCAAAGAAGGCUACCAGAAAAUUAUCAGAUUCUGGAGAAAGAGGGAUGAGUAUGAAAAUGUGUUGGAAGAUUUGCCAGGACGAAACAUAACCUCAAGAUCAGACACAAGCACACCGGGACCGAGGUUUCGAAGGAAAAUCCCCGAUGCCUCAUCAUCCCCAUACUUCGGACUAGAACGCCACCUUCAACAGAAAGUUGUCUCCAAGCGCAAGAAUAUUCUCGAAGAGGUUAAUAACUCUGGAGGUAGAUUCUUAACCUCGGAUGCACAUCAUAAGGGACCAGGCGUAAGCAUGCGCACUCGACGAGACAAGCAAGUGACUUUCGAAUCUGUUGACGGAAGAGACAUAUUUGGAACUUCUUCGAGCGCCGUGAGAGAUGAAUUGGAGGACGUUGAUCUGGAUGAAGUGUCCCUUAUUCCAACUACACCAAUUCCGCGUGUUGAAAAGGGGUACGGGUUCAAUCUCAGCGAUGCUGUCAUUCCUGAAUCCCCAGAAGCCCAAUCGAUGACACGCCCCAAGAGGGUGCGCAUUGCAUCUGAAAACGAAGAGGAGAGAUCAAUGUAUGAAGCAGCUGCUAAGACAAUACCCAAGUAUAGUAGUGCUAAAGUCUUGAAGGAUGAAGUCACGAAAAGAAGGCUGGAGAAGGAGAUGGCCGGGCUGAGGGCUCGACAUUCCUGA